This is a messenger RNA of Fragaria vesca subsp. vesca, 2187 nucleotides long. Its product is annotated as E3 ubiquitin-protein ligase RGLG2-like. The transcript has 12 exons. The coding region runs from base 161 to 1507 and encodes 448 amino acids. The record is from RefSeq and is a predicted model, not a curated record. NCBI's taxonomy places the organism in Eukaryota, Viridiplantae, Streptophyta, Magnoliopsida, Rosales, Rosaceae.
CAGAGACUUCAAUCCUAGUCUUCUUUGCAGUCUUUGCAAACUCCAGCACCUGUUACCCACUUCUCGGUUUUACCCUCAGACCAUUCUCAUUGACAUCUUCAAUCCGCAAAUGCAACAGUUGACGUUCUCUCUCAGAGUUUUACGAUAGAAUAGAGAAUUGAUGGGCGGGAUAACUUCAAGAAGUAGUUCGUCAAGACAGUCUUCUUUUGCGUCUAGAUCAUCUUCCUGGAAUCAUCAGAAUUAUGAACAGGCGCCGUAUGCACAACCUUAUGCACCUCCAAGUCAUGACGGUGGGCAACAGCAGCAUUAUGCACCUGCAUCUCAAAGCCAUAGUGGUGGUGCUUGGGGAUCAGAGUCUAAGAAGAGGUUGGAAAGAAAGUACUCAAAGAUAGAUGAUAAUUACAACAGCCUUGACCAGGUCACAGAUGCAUUGGCCCGCGCUGGUCUCGAGUCUUCUAAUCUUAUUGUUGGGAUUGAUUUCACUAAGAGCAAUGAGUGGACAGGUGCUAGGUCAUUUCACAGGAAAAGCUUGCAUCACAUUGGAGAUGAGCAAAAUCCCUAUGAACAAGCAAUAGCUAUUAUCGGGAAAACAUUAUCUUCUUUUGAUGAGGAUAACAUGAUUCCUUGCUAUGGAUUUGGAGAUGCAUCAACCCAUGACCAAGAAGUUUUCAGUUUCUACCCUGAUGAGGACACCUAUUGUAACGGAUUUGAAGAAGUUUUGAGCCGAUAUAGAGAAUUAGUUCCUCAGCUACGACUUGCAGGACCCACAUCAUUUGCCCCUAUCAUUGAAAUGGCCAUGACCAUAGUUGAGCAAAGUGGUGGUCAGUAUCAUGUAUUAGUGAUCAUAGCUGAUGGGCAGGUGACUAGAAGUGUUGAGACUGGUCGUGGCCAAUUCAGCCCACAGGAAAAGAAAACUGUUGAUGCAAUUGUUAAGGCAAGUGAGUAUCCCCUGUCAAUUAUAGUAGUUGGAGUUGGAGACGGACCAUGGGAUAUGAUGAAAGAAUUUGAUGAUAACAUUCCUGCACGAGCCUUUGAUAACUUCCAGUUUGUGAAUUUUACAGACAUUAUGUCAAAGAAUACAGACCGCUCAAGAAAAGAAGCAGAAUUUGCUCUUGCAGCCCUUAUGGAAAUACCCUCUCAGUAUAAAGCGACACUAGAGCUCGGUAUAUUGGGUGUUACAAGAGGGAAGGCUGUAGAUAGGAUCCCGCUUCCCCCUCCUCAUUAUGGUUCGGCUUCUUUUGGCACCUCAAAAACUUCACGUGCAAAUAGUUUUCGUCCAACUGCACCUUCAAGGCCACAACAUCAGGAUGUUAGCCAUAGCAGAGCGCCUCCUGCUGGUUCUUCUUCCGCUUCUGCUUCUGACAAUCAUGUAUGUCCCAUUUGCUUAACCGAUCCAAAAAAUAUGGCAUUUGGUUGUGGACACCAGACAUGCUGCGACUGUGGACAAGAUCUUCAGUUAUGCCCGAUUUGCAGAAGCACCAUCGAAACCAGGAUUAAGCUUUAUUAAGUAUUUGCUCGCCCGAAUUCUUCUAGAAAAAACGUUGUUUAUCCCAAGUUUUUUUACCUCUGCUUGUUCAACUCUAACCCAAUUGUUUCUCGUUCCCUGUACAUAUCUCAAGUCUUCCUGGAUUUUUCAUCAUAUCUAUUAGCCUAAGCAACUCCAAAAUGAACAUCUACUAGUAGAGGGAGGUCUUGGUUGACAAGUGGGGUUAGAAUUGCUGCUAUGUCCAGAUUCUGUAUUUGUUUGAUUUCUUUCUUUUUAACAUUAUUUGUGCAUUUCUUCUUGGUCCAGUUAAAUUCAAUAUAUAUAAAAAGUAAUGUCAUGGGUCCAGAUAUGUACACAAUAUAUACAUUAUAUAAUCAGUCAAUAAAGUUUCCUUCUGCGUUACCUAUGGCAUUUUAUUGUUUUGAGCUCAAUAGAUAAAUUUCACAUAUUGUUGAUUUUACAAAUAGUGGUUAUUAGGUUUAAAUUAUCAUUUUUCUUUUUCUGCCAUUCCUGGAAAUUUUGUUGAAUCAUCAAAAGAUUCAUUCUGCUCAAUUGAUGGAGACUUUUGGGAUCAGUUCAUCAGCUAAAGACUCACUCUAGACAAGUGUGGAGAACUUCUAGGAUAAUUGACUGAACUUCUGCAGUCCAGUAUCCAUUUUCCCUCCUUGAUUCGAUCAGUAUGGAAAUAACCUGCAUCUUUC